Molecule: messenger RNA, 11994 nt
Organism: Megalobrama amblycephala (Wuchang bream)
Lineage: Eukaryota; Metazoa; Chordata; Actinopteri; Cypriniformes; Xenocyprididae
Gene: utrn
Product: utrophin
Biological process (GO): synaptic signaling
Cellular component (GO): plasma membrane
Molecular function (GO): protein binding; zinc ion binding
Source: RefSeq, a predicted model, not a curated record
CUUUGUUUACUCCCAGCAUGCAUUGCAUUCAGCAUCACUUUUCCCAGACAUCAUUUGAAGUUCCUGUAUGUUGUUUUUCUCUGUAUAUCUCCCCAUCCUCUCAUUCUCCUUCUCUAUGGAGUGGACGUUAUGAACAUGAGUAAGUGGUUGCCGUGGAGAAAGCGUAGCUUUUUCAGAAAGCAAAGGAAGAAGUUUUCUUUUCCUCUGUUAGAUGAACAUGAUGCGGUACAGAAAAAGACCUUCACGAAGUGGAUCAACGCACAGUUCUCCAAGACGGGGAAGACGCCCAUCAAAGACAUGUUCUCCGACCUGAGAGACGGCAGAAAACUCCUCGAUCUCCUGGAGGGACUGACUGGAAGCACACUGACCAAAGAGCGCGGCUCUACCAGAGUUCACUCCCUCAACAACGUCAACCGAGUCCUGCAGGUCCUUAAUCAGAACAGCGUGGAUCUGGUGAAUAUUGGAGGGACUGAUAUUGUAGAUGGGAAUCAUAAGCUUACUCUAGGACUCAUCUGGAGUAUCAUACUGCACUGGCAGGUUAAGGACGUCAUGAAGGAUGUGAUGUCCAGUCUUCAGCAGACCAACAGUGAGAAGAUUUUGCUGAGCUGGGUGAGAAACUGCACCCGUAACUAUAACAACGUCAACGUGCUCAACUUCACCACCAGCUGGGCGGACGGCCUGGCCUUUAACGCCAUCUUACACCACUUCAGGCCUCAUGGGUUCAGCUGGGAGGAAGUGGUUCAUCUAAGCCCAGUAGAAAGGCUGGACCACGCUUUCACAUUCGCCAAAGAUCAGCUCAACAUUGAGAGACUACUGGAUCCAGAAGAUGUGGCGGUGCAGUUGCCAGAUAAGAAGUCCAUCAUCAUGUAUGUGACCUCACUCUUCGCUGUGUUUCCCAAUGACAUCACAUUGGAUGACAUCAGAGAGGUGGAGACACUGCCCAGACGCUAUAAGGUGGAGCACGAUGAGGGACAUGCUGGAUUGGCUGGAGAGCCAGAGGAGAUGAGCAGCACACGGGCAGAGACGCCCAGCACACUGUCGGAGGUGGAGAUGGAGGUGAAUCUCGACACGUAUCAGAUGACUCUGGAAGAGGUGCUCACCUGGCUGCUGUCGGCCGAAGACAUGCUGCACAUGCAAGACGACGUGUCCGACGAUGUAGAGGAGGUCAAAGAGCAGUUCCACACGCAUGAGGCCUUUAUGAUGGAGUUGACGUCCCACCAGAGCAGUGUGGGAAAUGUGCUACAGGCGGGAAACCAGCUGAUCGCUCAAGGCAAUCUGAGUGAGGAAGAGGAAGAUGAGAUCCGAGAACAAAUGUCACUGCUCAACUCCCGCUGGGAAAACCUGCGGGUCGCCAGCAUGGACCGCCAGUCCAGACUUCAUGAGGUUCUGAUGGACCUUCAGCAACAGCAGCUCCAGCAGCUCUCUGACUGGCUGACACUGACGGAGGGGCGGAUCCGUAAGAUGGAGACAGAGCCAAUAGCAGGAGACAUGGAGGGAUAUCGGGCCCAGAUAGAGCAGCACAAAGUGUUGCAGAAUGAUCUGGAGGUGGAGCAGGUAAAGGUGAACUCCCUUACACACAUGGUUGUGGUCGUGGACGAGAACAGUGGGGAGAGCGCCACUGCUGCCCUGGAGGACCAACUGCAGUCACUGGGGGAGCGCUGGGCGGCAGUUUGUCGCUGGACGGAGGAACGCUGGAACAAACUUGAGGAAAUACAGUUGGUGUGGCAGCGGCUGCUUGAUGACCAGAGUUUGUUUGGAUCAUGGCUCGCAGAAAAGGAGAAAGCCUUAAGUGAAGUUCAGACCUGUGAAUUUAGAGACCCCAGCGAAAUAAAUGGCAGCGUCCGCAGAUUAGCCAGUCUUAAGGAGGAUAUGGCCCAGAAGCGGAGGACCCUGAGUGCUUUGUCAGAUGCUGGACAGGAUGUGAUGGUGCUGUUAAACAGUCCAGCCGCAGCUCAGAGGAUAGAGACAGACACAGACCAACUGACCCAACGCUGGGACAACCUGGUCCAAAAACUCGAGGACUGUUCCAGCCAGGUAACGGAAGCAGUGUCUGUGACCGGGAUGUCCCAGAUACAGGAGAAGUUUGUCAUGGAGACAGUCACAACAGUAACAACACGGAUGGAGCAGACCUUCACCAGCAGCGACCGAGAGCUACCACCACCCGCCCCGCCAAAAAGACGACAUCUAGAUACAGACGGCGAGCUCAGGAGACUAGCUGAAACUGAUGUUCCCAAGCUUUUGUCGCGGCUGGCUGCAUGGAAAUCAUCUGCCCGAGCUGCUGGAGACUCGCCUCUCCUGAAGGAAAAACUACAGGUCCUGGGGGUGGAGCUCAAUGAAAACGAGGGGCCGGUGAAAGAGGUGGUGCAGAAAGGAGAGAAGAUGAUUGAACAGUUGGAGAAAGAAGGUCUGUCUUCAGAGGUGGCACGUUCUGGGCUGGACUCUGUGCGUAAGGAAUGGGAGAGCUGCCAGAAAAUGAUCCAGGAUCUGAGGAAGCGAGCUCAAGUUCUAGACCGAGCGGCGGCGGUUCUAUCAGGACUGAAGGCUGUGGAUGGAGUGCUGCAGGAACAGGAGAAAUGGUUGACCUCCACUAAAGGGUUUAGAGCAAAAGACAACCAGCAGGAACUACAGACACUCAGAGAUGUCUGUGAGGCUCGGAUAGCAGAGCUGGAAAAGCUUCAGCCGCAGGUGGAAGAUCUCUGCGCUGAGACAGAACGUCUGACCGGAGAACCUGGUUCCCCUGAUACCAUGAGGCCCAGUGUGACGGCGCUGGCAUCACGCCACAGCUCAACUAUUCAAGAGCUCAAGACACGGCAGCAGGACAUCACGACAGUUUUGUCCGGGCUGGUGGGGUCCAGAGUGCUGCAGCAGAUCGAGUCCAGACUGAACACCAUCAACAGUGACAUCAGAGACAUGAGCACAGCUGAACAGGGACUCGUUAAAGCUCAGGCUCUGUAUGCAGAGAUAGAGCAGCAGAGGCUGAAGGAGUCAGAGGCAGCGGAGCAGCAACGCUGGACUGAACUCUCCACUGCUGCCCUGGACCAGCUCAGCAUGCUGCAGUGCAUUCUGGGUAGCAUGAAGGACACAAAAGUGAAGAGCGAGGAGGUGCAGCGCUGGCUGGAUGCGGUUGAGGAGCUGCUGUCUCGAGACGCCAGUGGCCUCAGCCACGGCGACAAACUACAGGAAGAGCUCAGCCAGUGCAAGGAGCUGGUGAGUGAGAUAGAGAGCGUGGACUCGUCUCUGAAGCAGAUGGCAGAGAACGUGGCGGCCGUGCAGCAGAGCUCAGUACCAGCUCUGAUCCGCUGGGGGCAGGAGGAGUUGGACGACAGGCAGAGACGCUGGGACGCGCUCAGUAAAGAGCUGUUGAGGCGUGAGGAGCGUGUGAGUGAAGGUCAGGAGAAAGUGACGAAUCUGAAGAAAGAUGUGGCGGAGAUGCGCGAGUGGAUGAUUCAAGUGGACGAGGAGUUUCUCAUGAGAGACUUUGAGUACAAGAGCCCAGAGGAGCUGGAGGAGGCGCUGCAGGAGAUGAAGAGGGCCAAAGAGGAUGUGCUGCAGAAGGAAGUGCGUGUGAAGAUUCUGAAGGAUAGCAUUAAUGUGUUGAUCAGUAAGACACCUCCUAGUGGUAGUGCUGACCUGAGCCCUGAGCUCACUGAAGUUCUGCAGAACUACCAGAAACUGUGUGAUCGUUUCAAGAGCAAGUGCCACACGCUUGAGGAGGUGUGGUCCUGCUGGAUUGAGCUGCUGCAGUAUUUGGAUGUGGAGUCUGGCUGGUUGAACACACUGGAGGAGAAGGUUCACGCCACUGAGAACGUCCCAGAAAACACGGAGUCCAUCAGCGAGGCUCUGGAGUCGGUGGAGUCGGUUCUGCGUCAUCCGGGUGACAACAGGACUCAGAUCCGAGAGCUGGCGCAGACUCUCAUAGACGGAGGGAUUCUGGAUGAACUCAUCAGCGAGAAGCUGGAGAAUUUCAACUCGCGCUACGAUGAACUGACUCACCUGGCUGCUGCACGUCAGUUGUCUCUGGAGCAGCGGUUGGGGAGUCUGAGAGAGAAUGAGACGGCCUUACACACACUACAGACGUCCCUCACGCAGCUGGACCAAACACUCACAUCUUACCUCACAGAUCGCAUCGACGCCUUCCAGCUGCCGCAGGAAGCUCAGGCCAUUCAGGCUGAGAUCGCGGCCCAUGAGGCCACACUGGAAGAUCUGAGGAGGAGGAAUGUGGGUAAUGUGCCUCCGACUGCCCCAGAGGGAAAACCUGUGCGAGGAGGAACCUUACUGGACCAUUUGCAGCGGAAGCUCCGUGAGAUUACUACGAAAUACCAGCUGUUCCAGAAACCCGCAAACUUUGAGCAGCGAAUGCUGGACUGCAAGAGGAUUCUGGAAAAUGCUAAAGCUGACCUUCACGUCCUGGACCUGAAAGACACCCAACCAGAGGAGAUACAGACCCACCUGGCUGGAUGUAUGAAACUGUACAAGAUCUUGAGCGAGGUCAAACUGGAGGUGGAGACGGUGAUUAAAACGGGAAGACAGAUCGUACAGAAACAGCAGACAGAAAAUCCUAAAGGAAUGGACGAGCAGCUCACCGCCUUGAAAUUACUCUACAAUGAGCUGGGAGCUCAGGUGACUGAGGGGAAACAGGAUUUGGAGAAGGCUUUGUCUCUGUCUCAGCGGUUGCAGAAGGACAGCGCCGCCCUGCAGGCCUGGAUGAGCCUCACUGAGGCUCAGCUCAAAGAGAAGCUCAACACAGGAGACAUGCCUGCUGAUAUUGACACAGAGAUCACAUGGGCCAACGGCUUGUUGAAGGAGUCUGAGCGCAAGAAGAGCGAUCUGUCUGUGGUCAUGGAGAACAGCGCCGCCCUGCAGGCCUUGGUGGAGGGCAGUGAAGCUCAGCUGGAGGAUCAGCUGUUUGAGCUGAAUGAGGAUUGGGAACGUGUGCACACGCUGAUCGAGGACUGGCUCAGUGCUGUCCUGAAUCACAGGCGUGAAAUGGAGAUGUUUGAUGAGAAUUUGGCUCAUAUCAGCACAUGGCUCUAUCAGACGGAGAUACGAUUGGAUGAGAUGGAGAAGAAGCCUGCAGCCGAGAAAGAGAGAAUGACGAAGGCUGUGUUGUGUGAGCUGGAGGGGAUGAGUGUGCGUGUGGACAAUGCUCGUGAUCAGGCAGUGAUAUUAAUGACCAGCAGGGGGCCUGCGUGCAGAGAGCUUGUGGAGCCCAAACUGGACGACCUCAACCGCAACUUCCACAAGGUGGCGCAGCACAUCAACACUGCUCAGGUGUCUGCUGGUCUGGAGGUCAGACAGGAUACUGUGCGGCUACAGCAGGAGGUUGUAGAUGGCAGCUCCGCUCCUCUUCUCUCCUCCUCACAGCUGCAGCUCUUUGAGUCAGACAUACAAGCUACUAUCAGAGCACUGGAACAACAGGAGAAAACACACACACCUGAUGAUGAGAGGUUGGAUGAGGAAAAAGCACAUGUGGAGGAGGUACUGAGGAGAGGAGAGGAGGUGCUGCUGUCUGUUCCUGAUGAGGAGAGACGAGAGGACAUCCGCCGGAGACUCCUGCUGCUCCAGACACGCUACAAGGAGCUUCAUAUCAUCAGAACUCAGCCAGUUGUUGAAGUUGUGUUCGAGUCAUCGUCUUCUCCUCCGCAGAGAUUAGAGUCAUCUCUCUCUCCUCAGGAUGAGAUGAGUGCAUCCGUCUCCCCGUCUGACUAUCUGUUGGACAUUAAUAAGGUUCUUCUGGCUAUGGCCGACAACGAGCUGCUCUUGAACUCCUCAGAGCUCAGCGGUGGACUGUUUGAGGAUUUCUCUAGCCAGGAGGACAUGCUCAGGAGUAUAAAAGAGAGCUUGGAGCGGUUGGGUGAGCAGGUUGAAGUGAUUAAUGAGCGCCAGCCUGAUGUGAUUCUGGAAGCUUCCAGACAGGAAAUGGCACAGAUAUCUGAUGCCCUGUCACAACUGAACUCAGAGUGGGACAGAGUCAACCGCAUGUACAGCCAGAGGAAAGGGUGUUUUGAUGGAGCUUUGGAGGAGUGGAGACAGUUCCACUGCGACAUGAACGAUCUCUCACAGUGGCUGAGCGACACUGAACAGGUCCUGGCUGACGGGAUCGGACCAGACGGAGAACUGGUUCUGGAUCGCGUUCGUGCACAACAACAGGAUCUGGAGGAGGGCGUGGCCACUCAUCAGUCUGUUGUGGCGGUGUUGAGCAGCUCUGGAGAGCACAUCAUCAGUCAGGUGUCUUCCCCUGACGCCGCUCUGCUACAGGACAAACUGGACGCUCUGAUCCGCCGCUGGAACCUUAUCCAGAGACAAGUGUCUGACCGCCAGCUCAGGUUGAUGGGUGAAGAUCCGGCCCUGAUGGAUGUGUUUCAGCGGACGGCUGAUCUGACCCAAUGGCUGGAGCACACAGAGGUUGCCGUAGCGACGUUGCCGGUUUCAGCCACUGACAAGAACCUCAGGAGAGCCUUAACGGAGGAGAUGGAUGGUCAGAAUGAGACGCUGUCAUGGCUGAAUAAAACUGGCUCUCAGAUCUUGUCAAACUCCAGUCUGAGUCCUCAGGACAGAGACAUGCAUGUGAAUAAAAUAAGGCAGAUCAACAUCAGCUGGAGUAAAGUGAGUGGUGAGCUGCUGGAUAAGGUGCGGGAGGUGGAGGGCCGUCUGCAGACGCACACACAGGUCCAGGACGAGAGCAGGCUGCCUUCACACGGCCAGUUCCAGGAGCGCAUGAACAGACUGGGCGACUGGGUUUACAUCACCAGCCAGUCUCUGAGUGACGUCACACCUACUGAGAGACAGGUUCUGGAAAUGUCCAUGCGAGAGCAGAAGCGAGAGCUGGAGGAGUUGUUGUCUUACUCUAUUGAGCUCCAGAGGAAACAGAUACUUUUACCACAGGAAAAGAGUAAAAUCGAACAGCUGGCUGCAGAUUGGAAAUCUCUGGACAUCAGAUUGAAGGAGACGCCACAACAGCCUCUGUCCCCAUGGACAAAACAAGUGGCUCAGCAACCGUUCACAGCGAGUGUGCCGUCUGCAGUUCACAUGGUCAGUCUGUUGAGCGAGGAGCGCCAUCACAGCCCAGAGCUCGUGGGCCCAACCGAUCUCAACCAGACGGCCACAGAGCUGGCGGACUGGCUCCUCCUCAUCCACCAGAUGCUCAAAUCCAGCAUUGUCACAGUGGGAGACACGGAUGAGAUCCGCACCACCAUCGGCCGCCUGCAGGUGACUAAGGGAGAUCUAGAGCAGAGACAUCCACAGCUGGAAGACAUCAUCACUCUGGCUCAAAACAUCAAGAACAAAACCUCCAACCUAGAUGUGCGCACAUCCAUCUCAGAGAAGCUGGAGAAGGUCCGUAGCCAAUGGGACAGCACACAGAACGGCGUGGAGGCGCGGCUUCUGCAGCUUGACCACAUGAUCGGCCACAGCGACCAAUGGGAGGAGCAGAGACGGAAUGUGAAGGCUCUGAUUGGUCAAAACGAGAUGCGUUUGCAUAACCUGCUGCAGCAGAGCCGAGAGCCGCUCACCAAACAGAUCAGUGACAACAAGGUGUUCCUGCAGGAUCUUGCUCGAGGACAGGAGAGUGUGACUUCCUUUAAUGAGCUGUCCAAUCAGCUUCUUCAGGAAUAUGCCGCUGAUGACACGCGCAAGGUCAAAGAGGUCAUGGACAAACUCAACACCGCAUGGAACAGCGUCAAUAACAGGGCGUCCGACCGCCAGGCUGCUUUGGACUCAGAGCUCAAGAGCCUUCAGGUGUCCCUCCGCGAGCUUGAGUCCUUCCUAAAGUGGCUCCAUGAGGCGGAUACUACCGUCAACGUGUUAUCUGAUGCCGCCCAGAGGGAGGGGCUCUCACAGGACUCCGCCCACAUCAAGGAACUGAAGGCUCAGCUUGAGGACAUCCAGGCGGAGAUCGAGGCUCAUAAUGAUGUUUUCAGGAGUGUGGAGGGGAAUAAGAUGAAGAUGGUGAAGGCUCUGGGGAGCUCAGAGGAGGCAGUAUUCCUCCAGCAGAGACUGGAUGACAUGAACCAGCGCUGGAACGACCUGAAGGCCAAAUCUGCCAAUAUACGGGCUCAUCUGGAGGCUAGUGCUGAGCGCUGGAACAGGCUUCUGUCAGUACUGGAGGAACUGGGCCGCUGGAUCAGUGUGAAGGAUGAAGAGCUGAACAAACAGAUGCCCAUCGGAGGAGACGUGCCCACACUACUGCAGCAGCAGACCCACUGCACGGCUCUGAGGGCGGAGCUUAAAGAACGUGAGCAUUUAGUACUCAGCACUUUGGAUCAGGCACACAUGUUUCUGGCUGACCAGCCAAUCGAAGGACCCGAAGAGCCACGCAAGAACCUGCAACCCAAAACUGAGCUGACCCCGGAGGAGAAGGCCCAGCAGGUGGCUAAGGCGAUCCGUAAGCAGACUGCAGAGGUGGGUGAGCGCUGGGAGAGGCUCAUGGGACAUGCGGGCACCUGGCAAGAGCAGGUGGAGAGAGCACUAGAUAAACUCCAGGAUCUCCAGAGCUCCAUGGACCAACUGGACCUGCGUCUAGCCCAGGCCGAGGAGCUCAAGGCAGGAUGGCAACCCGUGGGAGACCUUCUCAUAGAUUCUCUACAGGAUCACAUCGAUAGGACAACGGCGUUCCGUGAGGAUAUUGCUCCUCUGAAACAGGAUGUUCGAGCUGUGAAUGAUCUGGCAGGUCAGCUGACCCCACUGGAUGUCCAGCUGUCCUCCACCACCAACCGCCAGUUAGAUAACCUCAACAUGCGCUGGAAACUACUGCAGGCGGCUGUAGAGGACAGGUUGAAGCUCUUACGGGAAGCACACAGGGAUUUUGGACCUUCCUCUCAACACUUCUUAUCCACUUCAGUGCAGCUGCCCUGGCAGAGAGCAGUGUCCCAGAAUAAAGUGCCCUACUACAUCAAUCAUCAGAGUCAGACGACAUGCUGGGACCAUCCCAAGAUGACCGAGCUCUAUCAUUCACUUUCUGACCUCAACAACGUGCGGUUCUCCGCAUACAGGACGGCCAUGAAGAUCCGCCGGCUACAGAAAGCCCUCUGCUUGGAUCUGCUGGAUCUGAGUGUGGCUCAGUCCAUGUUCCAGCAGCACAAGCUGACGGUGAACUCACAGCAGCUGACCGUUCCUGAGGUCAUCAACUGUCUGACAUCUGUCUAUGAUGGACUGGAGCAGGAGCACAAGGACCUGGUCAACGUCCCACUGUGUGUGGACAUGUGUCUCAACUGGCUGCUCAAUGUCUAUGACACGGGUCGCAGUGGGAAAAUACGAGUUCUGUCGAUGAAGAUUGGUCUCCUCUCCCUUUGUAAGGGUCAUUUGGAGGAGAAAUACAAAUGUCUGUUUAAUCAGGUGUCGUCGGCGGGCGAUACGUGUGAUCAGAGGCAGUUGGGUCUUCUGCUGCAUGAUGCCAUUCAGAUCCCUCGACAGCUGGGCGAGGUGGCGGCUUUCGGCGGGAGCAACAUCGAGCCCAGCGUCCGCAGCUGCUUCCAGCAUGUGACCAAUAAGGUUGAGCUGGAGCCGAGGCAGUUUAUUGAUUGGAUGAGGCUGGAGCCGCAGUCUAUGGUUUGGCUUCCCGUCCUGCACAGAGUGGCGGCGGCAGAAACGGCCAAACACCAGGCCAAGUGCAAUAUCUGUAAAGAGUUCCCCAUCGUGGGCUUCAGAUAUCGCAGUUUGAAGCACUUCAACUAUGACGUUUGCCAGAGUUGUUUCUUCUCUGGUCGCACGGCAAAGGGUCAUAAACUGAACUACCCCAUGGUGGAGUACUGUACACCGACCACCUCAGGAGAAGACAUGCGAGAUUUCACCAAAGUCUUAAAAAACAAGUUCCGCUCGAAGAAGUAUUUCGCGAAGCACCCUCGCCUGGGAUACCUGCCCGUCCAGACGGUCCUAGAAGGAGACAACAUGGAAACUCCGGUCACUCUCAUCAGCAUGUGUCCGGAGCAGUAUGAGCUGUCUCCGUCUCCACAACUCCCUCAUGAUGACACGCACUCACAGAUAGGGAAGUACGCCAGCAGGUUGGCCCAGAUGGAGCGCUCCAACGGCUCUCUGCCCACCGACAGCAGCUCGGCCACUGGAAGCAUGGAUGAGGAACACACUUUAAUCCUGCAGUACUGUCAGACUUUGGGAGGGGAGGGCUCAUCCUUCAGCCAGCCCCAAACCCCCGCUCACAUCUCCAGGAGCCCCGCCCAUAACAUUCAAAGCCCCUCCUACCUGCUCCAGAGCCCCGCCCAGAUUCUGCAGGCUGUGGAGAGGGAGGAGCGAGGAGAACUGGAGCGAAUCAUAGCGCGACUGGAGGAGGAGCAGAGGACCCUGCAGAGGGAGUACGAACAGUUGCGCCAGCAGCACGGUCAGUCCGGCACAGGAGUCACAGCUGUUAGCGGAGCCCCUGAGGAAGCUGACCUGUUAGCUGAAGCUAAACUCCUGCGACAGCACAAGGGACGACUGGAGGCCCGCAUGCAGAUACUGGAGGACCAUAACAAGCAGCUGGAAUCGCAGCUAUACCGGCUACGGCAGCUGCUGCAUCAGCCUGAGUUAAAUGGCACGUCCUCUUCCGGCUCACUCCAUCAGGAUACAGCAGGACAGCCCGAGUUCCCAGAAGAGUUUCUCCGUCAGUGUGCUAACAGUAACUCUGAUCUGGCUGAGGUUAUGGAACAGAUUAACCACAGCUUUCCUGCAUGCUCUCCAUCAAGUGUGUCCUCAAGGCCAAAGGUGAUGUGAAGGUUUCCAGCAGAACAUCUCUUUGGAGAGCAGAAAUCUUGCGGACGUCUCUAUCUCGACAUGACAAGAAGAUUCCCAUUCCAGAGAUGCAGAUUCCUGGCUGUUCCCUUAGACAGAGGUGUUAAUCCUCGAUCCCAAAGACUCUGGAACAGAACCACACAGUUCAUUCAAUGGAUAUUACUACUGCGUCUGUCUGUACUAUGCAAGUGUACAUUUUGAUCACAUGUAGAUUGUACGUGAGGUGUAUCUGCCCAUUGUUUUAAUACUCGGAUGAUUAUUUAGGGUUAUGGGGGCCAUUUAUCGUGUAACCUGUAUGCUUUUAUUUCUCUGUUCACCAAGGAACCACACUGCUACCACAUAUCUUACGUGCAUCUCACAUCGGUUGUUAUUCAAAUCAGCACGUUGUCUUUCUACAGACGUGGUUAUUCGUUUAGUCGGAAAACGUCGUAAACAUCAGUGGAUAUGAAGAUGAAUCGCUCUCGUAAUGCUAAACUGUUAGCGCAUGUUGCCCCCAGCGUUGUUCCGUUGAAGUUUUGGCCUGUUUUGACAGUGUUUGCGGUUAAAUUUCCCUUUAAAGCAUCGUUUUGACAGUUUGUGCCACCGGCAGCAGCGCAUCCGAACCCUCACUGCAUUUCUAGAGCGCACGCACAGAUGAUGUACAACACAAAGUCAUAAUGCGUCGAAAAUGCCCUUUUGUGCCUAUAAAGCAUCCAUUCCAGGAGAGACAAGUGGCUGAGAGAUGCUGUUAUUUCUCAAAAUCAUGUAGAAAGAUUAUAUUAUAAAAACAAAUGUAGGAAAGAUUUUCAGGAUGUUUGGCCCAAGAUGAUUUAUCUUUGUGUAGUAUAGUUUUAUAAAUAAAAGUUUAAAAAAUAAAAUUAGAGAAAGCCAUGAUUGCCUUGCUACCUCAGACAUUAUCAAUCACUCAUUGGUGUGACUGUCCAUUGAUUUCGCUCUCCGUUUCCAAAACAAAACUAAGGACAUCUUCCUAUCGGUCAUUUCACGAAGCCGCACUUGCUAUGUGAGUAAGCUGCCCUGACAGUUACAUUGUGCUUUUCCCAGCAGUCCUUUCAUUUUUCUACACGGUGUAUUUGUGGUGUGCUACCUUCAGUGAAGUGUUAGAUUUUAACAUUACUGUAACACCUGCGAAACAUUGUUCUGAAGUUGAUUCUGACCUAGUGAAGUCACCGUCACCGAUGCUGUGCUGUUCUGACCCGAGAUAGAUCGAUUAAACCGACCACACUACAUGUAUUGAGGUUCCAUAUGUUUUAUUCAAAAUAAAGUUUUUAUAAUGAG